Messenger RNA from Mangifera indica (mango), 597 nucleotides. Its product is annotated as 60S ribosomal protein L38. The coding region runs from base 99 to 308 and encodes 69 amino acids. Gene Ontology annotation, biological process: translation; protein-RNA complex assembly. Lineage: Eukaryota; Viridiplantae; Streptophyta; Magnoliopsida; Sapindales; Anacardiaceae. Gene Ontology annotation, cellular component: ribosome; cytosolic large ribosomal subunit. Gene Ontology annotation, molecular function: structural constituent of ribosome. The record is from RefSeq and is a predicted model, not a curated record. The transcript is spliced from 3 exons.
AAUCAGGACAUAUAUAUAGUUAAAGUUGAAUGGAGGUUUAGGGUUCGUUGGGCUUGCUUAGUUUUUCAUCAGUUGAGAAGCAAAUUCCUCAGCUAAAAAUGCCUAAGCAAAUCCACGAGAUCAAGGAUUUCCUUCUCACUGCCAGAAGGAAGGAUGCUCGAUCUGUGAAAAUCAAGAGGAGCAAAGAUGUUGUCAAGUUCAAGGUCCGCUGCUCUAAGUACCUCUACACCCUUUGUGUGUUUGAUUCAGAGAAGGCCGACAAGUUGAAGCAGUCUCUUCCCCCAGGUUUGAGCGUUCAAGACCUGUGAAUGCAGGCCAGAGCAAGAAGCUUGUUCAUUGUUUACUAGGAGAUGAGCACUAGAUUUUACAUUUAUGUUUUGCUGAAGUACUGUGUAACUGCAAUAUGCUUGGUGUUUUCUUCAUCGUUAUUUUUAGGUGAAUGUGAGUGACCGCCAGUUGAUAUUAUGGGAAUUUAAACUUGAUUUACUGUUUGCAGCUUUUGUCCAAUUAACAUUUGUUUGGCCAAAUGCAUUAAGAAGUUUUGACAAAAUGGCCUUGCCGAUUAACUGAAAUGGUGAUGCGCUGGCAUUUGUUUCA